Messenger RNA from Aspergillus brunneoviolaceus CBS 621.78, 1075 nucleotides. RefSeq lists its product as uncharacterized. NCBI's taxonomy places the organism in Eukaryota, Fungi, Ascomycota, Eurotiomycetes, Eurotiales, Aspergillaceae. The transcript has a single exon. The record is from RefSeq and is a predicted model, not a curated record. The coding region runs from base 333 to 998 and encodes 221 amino acids.
AAAGUUAUCGCCCGCGUGCGGAUAAGGAGCGACACACUCCAGUAUAUGUACUGUACAUAUGCCUAAUGCACACAAAACCUGGAACCCUGGGAUGGGCGAUCAGACGUAAGCUAUGACAGAAGAAAUGGUUGAUGGUCGCGGAUAUUCUGUAGCCAUCUGCUCUGCACACAGACACACACCCUGUAGGUUGCAGCGCAGACACCAUCGCGUGUAGAUCCAUCAAGCAGGGAGAUGCAAAUGAUCGUAUUAGAGCCAAUACUGAGCUGCCAAUCUCGGCAGGGCUUGGAAUCCUUCCACCGCAGGAAGCCUGGUCUAGGCAAUGCGAAUGGUAGAUGUGGCUCGACAGCCGCAGCUCGGAUUCAAUGAUAUGCACCCUACCCGACAUUGUAAUCGUGCCAAUCGUGCCUCAUAUUUGGGGCUUACCGAGGCUGACGUGCAUUUAUCCAAUUGAUCCCUGGGUAUCCGAGCGGACAGAAUCCCUUGACCUGCCAAUGGGAAGGGAUGCGUUCGUUGGCUCACUGCCGAUGCAUCUUGAUGUAAAAGGAAACCGUCCCAAAAGUCCAGAGGCUGAAGACUCGGUGGCUAGUCUCCUGUGCUAUAGACUUAUAAUGUUUGUAAUGUACAGAAUUCAAGAGUGGGGGCGAUUGCAACAGAUAAUUGCAUAUCCGAUAACUCCGCGACACACCUGCCUGUCGACUUGCUGGGAAGAAGCUGUCAAAUCCGGAACAUUUGACAUGAUCAGCCGGACACUGUUAACAACAGGCGAGAGAAAAUCCGAUGACAUUUCACCCGUAAGCAGAAUUCAAGUCCUUCAGAGGUCGCAAAACGUAGGUGUAGUUACUCGUCCGAGUAGUUUUGUUAGCUCAUCAGGGGCGACCCCAUUAGUAAGCGUGAUAAAUGAAGACCUUUUGGCAAAGAGGGGCAGCCGAGUAGUUAGUCAGGCACGGUUUCAAGCGAUCAUCCUAACAGUGGAGCCACUUUCUCCAGAUAGACGAUGAAUACAACGAAUAACCACAACAGUUUGUCAGUUACGCUCUUACCCAGCCCGCACCUGUGAAGUAUUUGACCGUAACAG